ACUUCAUGAGGUUAUCAUGGUCAGUAGUUUAUCAGGGGUCACGUCACAACACAGCGAAUGAGCUCCGUUAGAACUCGCGCCAUGCUGCUCUAAGCUGGGUGGUGCUGUGAUUCCCUCGAAGAAGCAAACAAGCCGAGGCGAUGACCGUCCUGCACCUAGUGGGCGUGGCACUGCGCCUCUUGGCACACAAGGAGUCCGUGUCGUCGGUAGCACACGCCGGCAUCGAAGGCACGAUAAACACAGCCACACCAGAGGGCGUGCACUUCUCCUCAAAGUAUAUCAAGAGUGCUGCACAUUAUGUUGUGAACGAAACAUUUACCACAGUGCUUGCUAAUUUUGCUGAGGAUUUACGUCAGAACAACAUAACAAUUAUUAGAAAAUAUGGGCAGGAUGCAGAAAGAGACAUAGAAGUUGCCCUCGUCUCUUUGUCGCAGCUGGCAAACGAGAUCAAGUCCAACGAGCCGUUCAAACCACUGGUUUCAAAUCGAAGUGAUGUUGCCUUGUGGAAUUCAUUUCUGAAUGAACAAACCAAGAAAGAUGGAACUGCUGUGAAGUGGUAUUCUGGGACGUUCCUUUAUACGCAGUGCUAUUUGUAUCGCAGAGUUAAACAAAUUUUUGAAUUAAGCAAAACUUUGCAGAAUUUUGACUUCUGUCAAAAAAGGAAAGAAACUAGUCUGAUUCAGUCGAUGGGCUCAUGUACUCUCUUUGCAAAUUACCUCAUUGACAAGCUGAGUGAAUCGAAUCUCACAUCAGAGGAAUUAGGGAAGGAAGCCAUCAGGUUAAUCAAGCUCAGCAUGUGGAGUAACCGCUUUGACAUGUCGAUUACUCUAGGACUGGCCACUUCUUCGAAAGAUAACCCAAUGGAAUUGGUAGAUCGUUUGGAAGAAUUUAUCAUGGUUGAUGACACAGAGGCAGUUUUGAAGGAAUUAAUUGAGUCCAAGAACAGAAAUACUUCAAUUGACUUUGUGAAUGACAAUGCUGGCUAUGAACUGUUUGCGGAUCUCUGCCUGGCAGAUUUCUUACUGACUUCUGGAUUUGCCUGCACGAUACGUUUCCACGUGAAAGCUUUUUCAUGGUACGUCUCUGAUACCACAACGGAGGACAUUGUACAGACAGUGGAUAUCCUCUCAGAAAUGGGUUCGCACUCAGCAAGUCUACCUGAACUGUCAAAAAGAUGGAAGAGUUACUUGGACUCUGGUCGCUGGGAAAUACACACGAGUGAUUUCUGGACGUUGCCACACGCGUAUUUCGUAAUGCCCAAAAUCGACCCCGUUCUGUACAGAAAACUGUCCCAAUCAUCACUUUUGAUUUUCAAAGGUGAUUUGAACUAUCGUAAGCUUAUGGCAGGUUUCCAUUGGCCAUCGACGGAGGGUUUCACCACAGCUUUACAAGGUUUCCAACCAACCAGUCUAGUGUCGUUGCGAACGAUAAAAUCAGAUGUUAUAUGUGGCUUACAGCCUGGUCAAGUUGAGAGUGUUUCAGCUACGAAUUUUGCGUGGAACGUUUGUGGAGAUUACGGAUUAGUGCAGUACUCUGGAAACUAGAUCAGGUACGUCUCAAGUGCAGCUCCAAAAAUUCUUGGGGGGGUCCAUAGUUGGGUGUACUUAAAUACUUAAAACUAAAAAUACUUAAAUUCAUUUUUUAAACUUUUCUCUUGUCAAAAGUUUUAUGAAACUGUUACAGUUCUGUAAUUGGGACCAUGAAUUUGUAAACACUCCAAGGCCAAACUCAGGCUUAUUUAAUGUCCUGUUUUUCAACUGGAUCCUUUCUUUGUAAGAUAGCCCUGCCCGAGAAGUCUUUCUGGAGCCACCCUUGGUACAUCUAGUCGUUAUCUCACAUCUGUAGGGUGGUUAAAAUGGUGCAUAAGAGCUGUUAAUACACUGUGAGUUAAAUCACAUUAAAUAAUACUCAGUAAAAUUUCUUACAUUAAAUGGGAAACACCAAGAUUUUAUACAAGAAUGUCAAUGAUUAAAUGAAGACACCUGUAUUAUUACAAUAAUGUUAGUGAAUUGAUUGUGAUACUUAAACAAACCUACAAAUUGUGUUUAUUUUAUGUUUAUGCUACAGAAUAUUUAUGGUUUGGAUUGUAAAUUUGAGCAUUAAAAAUACUACCUCAUAAACAGCA
Molecule: messenger RNA, 2125 nt
Organism: Bacillus rossius redtenbacheri
Lineage: Eukaryota; Metazoa; Arthropoda; Insecta; Phasmatodea; Bacillidae
Product: damage-control phosphatase ARMT1-like
Exons: 6
Coding region: 141-1544 (467 amino acids)
Biological process (GO): DNA damage response
Cellular component (GO): nucleus
Molecular function (GO): phosphatase activity
Source: RefSeq, a predicted model, not a curated record